CAAAAGCACAUAUCGCACCAUUAUUAGCAAAGGAGGGGAAAGCUGGAUUUGCCUGUGAAAUGUAGCUGAACCAGCAGAGCGCUUUUUUUUCGGUGACGAGCGAGAAGCAAAGGAGGCCGAUUAGGCUGAGUCAAACAGUUUGAGUUUGGCGAUCCUAUCGGAAGGGACACACAGCACACGUGCGCUCGCGAGGAAUAGGAAAACGCACAGUUGGGGUUAAACAAAAGCAUCAUAGCAAGCGGUGGCUUCAAGUUUAUCGAUUAUUUUUUUCUGCGCUUCACCGCAGCAACCCACUUGCGGCUCAGCGCGUCCUUCGUUGUCUCAUUGUAUGAUUUUGAGUGAAGUGUGUUAGAGGAAAAAAUCGAUCUGAUUUGUUGUGGAUUAACCAAACGGUACAAUUUCCAAUGAGUAUGGGUUUACGGAGGCGUACUAUAGAUUCGGCUGAGGCGGUUCAGCGUGAUGUGGCCCACAAGGAAACCUGGGUAUCGACGAAUAAAAUUCUUAACAGCAGUAUGAGUGCAAAGCGCAUGAACAGCCGUAAUCCAAACUUCGACUAUGAUGAAACAAAAUUGCUCAUAUCGCUGUGGGGCGAUCCGCAAGUGCAGAAAACCCUCAUCACCACCCACAAAAAGCACCCGGUUAUUGCAGAGCUGGCUCGGAAAAUGCGUGAAUACGGAUAUAAUCGCUCAACGGAGGAAAUCAACACGCGCAUAAAAAAUCUAAAAUGUUUUUAUAACCGUAUCAAAAAGGACAUGGCUGCCGGGAUCAUAAAUCAAACGACUUGGAAGCAUUUUUCCGAGAUGGAUGAAAUAAUCAGCCGACCGGUUUUCGGCAAUGCGCAUCGGCUGCAUAUGAUUCAGCAGCAGAAACAGCAGCAAGAGCAGGAGGAACUAAAAAAUCAAAUCCUCGAACAGCAGGAACAAAUGCAACGUUUUCCCGUCAAGCUGGAGGUGAUGAGUGAUGAUGAUUCGACGGAGAUAAGGGCCGAGGACUUACUGACGAUUGACACCAAUCCACCCGAUGAUGCGGCAGCGCUGGAAAGAGAUGAGCUUAACAUUAAAGAAGAUCAGAAGCCUGAUGAAGAUGAGGAGGAUGAUGAGGAUGACGAUGACAGUGAUUUCGAUGUUGAGAAUGAAUUCAACGAUGGACUAGAUGAAAUACUUUCGAAAACAAAGGCUGUCACCACCAUAGCGACAUCUUCCACAAGCAUGGCUUCGCCAACAAAUUCCACUCAUAAGACAACAUGUACCGUUAGCAGCGAGACUCCUCAACCUCCAACACUAACGCAGGCAGCCCCAUCGCAAGCGAAAAUAUCGGUUGUCCCAACGAAUCUUUUGCUGAAGCCUCCCGCACCAAGCAUCAACAUGAACCCGCCGAUUCAAAUCUACACUCAGCCUACAGUCAGCCUUGGCGCUUCGUCAGCAAUAGCAGCAGCUCCACAAGCAACUCUGACGUCUUCAACCGCCGGAAUGCACCCAAUGAAAUUGCUGCUGGUGAACACUGUAUCUAAAGAUGGAAAAACCCAACAAAUUCUUACUCCUGCUUCGGAAGUUCCAAACAUGCCACAGAUGCGACCAGCUCCCAUCCUACAAUCUAAACCAGCCGUAGUCCCGAUUGCGCCCAAACCUCCAACGGUCAGCAUCCCGUCGAUAAAUGUACCGCAACAAGCCACUCCUCCCAUUAUAGCCGCAGCGAGAGCACAAAAAUCCAAACCAGCCUUCCUCAACGGCGAAAAAUCGUCCGGAUUCAAAGCAUUGCUCGGUCAAUUGGUUACAAUCCAAAAUGAAAACCUGGCCGUUUCAAGAGCAAGAUUGGCGGUCGAAAGGGAGCGGCUGGUGUUCGAGAAACAAAUAGGAGGACCUUUGGUGGAUGUUAUCCGUAGCUUGAGUGGAUUCUUUAACGGUUUCGUAGAACAGCACCAACAGCAGAAAAGAAGUCAACAGGUAAACCAAAAUCUGCAGCCGGAUAGUGACCAACCUGCUGGUAAGAAAAGACGCAAAGGUGAUAGCACCGAGACCCAACAUCAGACCGCAGUCACCACAACCGAGCCAGUCAAGACAGAAGUGAUUAGUGAUAAUGAAGAGCAGUGAAUAUCUCUGUCCGUACAUUCCAACAUAGCAAUUUGUUUUUUUCUUGUUCUCAGAUUUAUAAUUUAUUUAAUUUAUUACUGAACAUUAUUUAAUUAUUGAUUGUAACGUCUAAUUGAAUGGAUAUACUGAAUUGAAGAGCAGACAGAGAAAUAGCAUUUAUUGAAGCACCUUUGUAAAAAAAGAACUGUUAUGAUUAAAACGAGCCCUAUAUUUCUAAUAUAAA
Molecule: messenger RNA, 2313 nt
Organism: Toxorhynchites rutilus septentrionalis
Lineage: Eukaryota; Metazoa; Arthropoda; Insecta; Diptera; Culicidae
Exons: 2
Coding region: 405-2090 (561 amino acids)
Biological process (GO): positive regulation of DNA-templated transcription
Cellular component (GO): nuclear body
Source: RefSeq, a predicted model, not a curated record